Messenger RNA from Linepithema humile (Argentine ant), 2769 nucleotides. RefSeq lists its product as uncharacterized. Gene Ontology annotation, cellular component: membrane. Gene Ontology annotation, molecular function: oxidoreductase activity, acting on the CH-CH group of donors. NCBI's taxonomy places the organism in Eukaryota, Metazoa, Arthropoda, Insecta, Hymenoptera, Formicidae. The record is from RefSeq and is a predicted model, not a curated record. Gene Ontology annotation, biological process: lipid metabolic process.
UGCGGGGGUUCGCGAGCAUCGCCGCGAGCCACGGCGGACUCCACACGUGAUACUCGUCGUGCGGGAGUGCGCGCUCGUUUUAGCCGCGUUGACAUCGGAUUUCCUGUCAAUCGUCCGUGCGGAAACGCGCGACACCGCUGGAGGACCAUCGCGAGAUGCGGCUCUCCUCGAAAGAGAAUCCGAGAUAAUUUGUCGAGAGGCGAUUGACGAGACGUCGUUGAGGACACGACGGUAUGGCGGUCGACAUCCUAGACGAGGAUCACCUCGCCGUGAGCGCGAUCGUGACCGUUGGCAUGCAGCUGAUCUUCUUCACGAUCGCGGCCACUUUUCAGAUGGACAAAUUGACGGACUUUGCCGGCGGCACCAACUUUAUCAUCCUCGCCCUCCUCACUUUCUUUCUCGGUCAAGUGGGCAAGACGUAUGACAGCCGCCAAGUCAUGGUUACUGUGUUUGUAUGCCUGUGGGGUGUGCGACUUUCUGGAUACCUCUUGUACAGAAUCAUCAAAAUAGGCCGUGAUAAAAGAUUCGACGACCGUCGUAGUAACGUGAUUCGUUUCGCCGUGUUCUGGACGUUUCAGGCUGUGUGGGUGUACGUUGUCAGUCUGCCUGUGAUAAUAAUCAAUUCUCCACGUCACAAGAUACCGCCCGCUCCGAAAACAAUGACGACCCUCGACAGUGCUGGCACGGGUCUUUUUCUGAUCGGUUUACUAGCUGAAACUUACGCUGACCUGCAAAAAUUCGCUUUCAAGCAAGACCCUGUAAAUAAUGGGAAAUGGUGUAACGAUGGACUUUGGAGACUUUCACGGCAUCCGAAUUAUUUCGGCGAGAUCGUCGUCUGGUGGGGGAUCUUCAUAAUAUCCUUGAACGUUAUUGAGGGAGCGGAAUGGGUGGCUAUCGCUUCCCCGAUCUUCACCACGUUUAUCAUUUUGUUCCUAUCAGGGAUGCCGUUGUUGGAAAAGGCGUCGGACGAAAGAUACCGGGACAACGCGGAGUAUCGCUAUUACAAGCAAUCAACGUCGCCACUAAUACCUAUACCGCCGGCUAUCUACGUCGAAGUGCCACGUUUCCUCAAGUUCAUUCUGUGCUGCGAAUUCCCUCUGUAUGAUUCCUUGGAUGUGAAACCGAGAUCGGCCGUCACCGAAUCAACGUCCAUCAGCCUCGCGGCGUCCACGUAGCUGUAGCUACACGCCGGACAUACAACUUCUGAGUCCGGCGUGCAGUCGACGGCCAGUACAGCCUUCUAAGCGUCACUUUAUCUCUUACGAAAGCCCAAUUGACGAAUACAAUUCCAACGACCGGAUCGUAAUCUUCGAUACGACCCCUUCUUAAACACGAUAUCGGCAUUUCGAAGAGUUGUGCGCUAAUGUGCUUUGAUUAAAGAGACUACGGACACUGCUUGAAGCAGGUCCUUCUUCAAGAUGUGGAAAAGCUUGAGAUGAAGUGUUAUUAUUUUUGUAAAAGUCCUUUUUGGCGUUAAGCGUAAACGGCGACUUCUUGUAUAGGAUCGUAUGAUGAAUGAAAAGAGAAAAUUAUUUUUGUAGCGAUGUUGCAUGGGUACCAAUAUAAAAGUUGACCAAUUCGAGCAUCGUUUCUAUACAAUGAGUCAUCGAUAGAUUUGAUUAGCGCAAACGCGCGCGCUGUUAGAUAGCAAUUUUAUUUGUGCGCGUAUUCGAACUUAUUUUAAAUACAGAACCGAUUUGGAGGUGAUAUGUAAUAAUUUGUAUUCCAAGUAACAGUCAGACUUUAAAAACUUUCAAAGUAUUAAAUUCAACAUUCGAAUACUUUCAAAGUAUUACUAUAUUUAAUGGUCAACCGCUACAUAUAUUUUAAAUUGCAUAAAAAAAAAAAAAAUAAUAAUAUAGCAAUGUUCUAAAAGUCACUUUUGCCGAAAUGAAUUAGGCUGUCAUUUUCCUUGUCAACUAACAAAGAAUGUGUGUUUUAAAUAUCGCAAAAAUGAAACUUUUAAAAGCGAGUUUUGAAUGUAAUUAUAUCUUGAAUAAAAAUGAUAUAUAUAGUUCGUUAUUGACGAAAAUUAAUAGUCAUUUCUGAAGCACAUCUCGUAGUGGUUGGCGUUUGUGAAAGGAUCAAACAAUUGGCAGAAACGCGAGCAGAGAUUGAGGGGAAAAUAAAGUAUAGUUUCUAAAUUUUCGUAUCUCACGGCGAGUUACGGAAUAAAGCAAUAUUCAUCGGCGAACGUCUUAGGCGAGCGUAAGAAAAUCGUCAUUCACAUACCUCGUCAUAAUUGCCAUUCCAUUCUGUUAGUAAUUAUAGGAUGCUUAUGAAGAAAUUUUAGAUGUGACACGAAUAUGGGCACUUCUAUGCUCUGUGUCCUCGCUGUUAAUACUAUGUUACUCUCUCGUUUCUUUCCAAUAGAUCUGGCUCGUUAACGAAAUCACCGACAUGCUUUCCACGAUAGGUGAUACAAGAAAAACUAGAAGUAAAAAAGAAAGCAUCAAGAUUUAGUUACAAUGAGAUGAUAAUAAACGAAAUUGGAUCGCAGUGUAAUGGCAUUAAUUAAAUUGUUGAAUUGUAGGAAUAUUAAACAUAUCUCUGUGCCGAAUAGAAAGUUUUUAAAAUACGUGACAUCUGAUAACAGUGAAUUGCGAAAGAAAUCCAGAAAUCAUACAUAGUAUAAUAAUGGAAAUGGCGCGAGAUUACGCUGAGGGAGUAAAACGAGUCCCUCAUAGAUCAACGAUUCAAAUGUUACUUCUCAACUUUACUAUUAUGUAAGCCUUCAAAAAAUUUAGAUAAUAAAUAAUAAUUGACUCA